AUGUGGCAGAUUGUUAUGACAUUUGAGAUUUCCCUCAAUUCACUCCGAACAUCACAAGGCCUCUCCCGGGACCCCAAAACCCCAUCCUACCCCGCACCACUCAUCAUCCAACCCCUACUCACCCGCAAACAAACCCUCAUUAUCCUCCACGGCCGCGGCUCCACCGCCUCAAAAUUCAGCCCCCCUCUCCUCACCACCUCCUCCUCCUCCUCUGGCUCAACCCUCCAAUCCUCCUUCCCCCAUGCAAAAGUAAUCUUCCCCACAGCCUCUCUCAGCCGCGCGACAAUAUACAAACGUAGUUGCACACACCAAUGGUUUAACAACUGGCACUUGGAAGAAUAUACCAAGCGGCAAGGUAUGAUGGUUGAUGGUCUACGAGCCAGAGAGAAUGUGGUUCUUUGGGGUUUGAGUCAGGGAUGUGCGACGGCUUUGACGGCGCUGCUUACUUGGGAUGGGCCGGCACUUGGUGCGGUGGUGGGGAUGUGUGGGUAUUUACCGUUUGGGAAUGUAGGUGAGAGAAUUGGGAAGGGCAGCAAAGACCAGGAACCGGAUCCGAAGAAACAAGCAGUUACCUUUCUGAGAGAGGAACUCGAUAUGAACGUUGAUGCAGGAGAGACUUUCUUGAAUAUCCCUGUGUUUCUGGGUCAUGGGGCUGAAGAUGAGAAGGUGUCAGUAAACUUGGGCGGAGAGGCGAGGCGCUGCUUGGAUCUAUUAGGUGUUGAAGUAGAGAUGAUUGAAUACGAAGGUCUAGGACCCUGGUAUUCAGAGAACAUGUUGCGAGACAUCUUCCAAUUCUUGAACACGAAGCUAAGGUCGGAGAAGAAAUCUUGAGCAUUUUGCGCAAAAUGCGCGGAAUGCGGAAAAUGCGCAAAUCUCUCACCAUGGCAGACAUAGCAAAAUUUGAAUGGACCGAGGUUGCCCUGCCGCCUCCAAAUAGACAAGCGUCGCUAUCACCUGUGGACAACUACAGAUCGGAUCCUAGAGCUUGCUCAAAGAUCAAAUCGACUUUUGCGUGAUCUGAAAAUCAUAGCUCGGCUUCAAAUCACAAUCCACCGGAUACGAAUCCAUCCCCUCGAAUUUCAUAUCCCGCGCAUAAUACUCAACAUUAACCAUGUCCGCGCUGAUAUCCAUCGUCACAAAUCCGUUCGCCGC
Molecule: messenger RNA, 1152 nt
Organism: Mollisia scopiformis
Lineage: Eukaryota; Fungi; Ascomycota; Leotiomycetes; Helotiales; Mollisiaceae
Product: alpha/beta-hydrolase
Exons: 4
Coding region: 1-831 (276 amino acids)
Biological process (GO): protein depalmitoylation
Cellular component (GO): cytoplasm
Molecular function (GO): palmitoyl-(protein) hydrolase activity; carboxylic ester hydrolase activity
Source: RefSeq, a predicted model, not a curated record